AUGGGCACUGACGAGUUUUUCUUAUUUCAUUUUCCGGCUGGGCUGGCGCAAGAAGUUCCCCCUGUAUAUCGAUUUCAUGGAAUUGGGGCUUUGUACUUGGUGUAUUAUAGCAUUCGCGCAAUCAGGGCUAGAUUUGCCAUGUUAUACUGCACUACAUGCAUUACUAUGACGAUAACUAUGGAAGAGCGGAAGCUAUCGAUACCAUCGUCCCUAGCGAUCAUCGAACGAUCGACGCCACGAGCCGUGCCCUUAUCUCCUUUUAGCCGGUUGUCAUCGUAUAUCUCUAUGCCUGCAGCAGAAACGAAAGAUCUAUUAAUAAUUACUGGUACUCUAUCUCUUGCAUCAGAAGUAAAGAGUAAUGAUCAAGCAGUCAUUCCACACGUUAUUAAGAUAUCGUCAUGCAGCCCUGAAUAA
Messenger RNA from Microsporum canis CBS 113480, 414 nucleotides. RefSeq lists its product as uncharacterized. Bases 1 to 414 code for a protein of 137 amino acids. The record is from RefSeq and is a predicted model, not a curated record. NCBI's taxonomy places the organism in Eukaryota, Fungi, Ascomycota, Eurotiomycetes, Onygenales, Arthrodermataceae. The transcript is spliced from 3 exons.